AUGGAUCAGCUAUUCAGGGGCGGUCAAUUAGUGUACGGAGCUGCAACGAUGGGGAGAGUGCUGCGACUGGCAAGCAGAUGA
Messenger RNA from Blumeria graminis f. sp. triticale, 81 nucleotides. The record is from the annotation of a GenBank genome assembly. Lineage: Eukaryota; Fungi; Ascomycota; Leotiomycetes; Helotiales; Erysiphaceae.